This is a messenger RNA of Mercenaria mercenaria, 1130 nucleotides long. RefSeq names its product trafficking protein particle complex subunit 2-like protein. The record is from RefSeq and is a predicted model, not a curated record. The transcript has 6 exons. NCBI's taxonomy places the organism in Eukaryota, Metazoa, Mollusca, Bivalvia, Venerida, Veneridae. Gene Ontology annotation, biological process: endoplasmic reticulum to Golgi vesicle-mediated transport. Gene Ontology annotation, cellular component: TRAPP complex; cytoplasm; nucleus. Bases 84 to 506 code for a protein of 140 amino acids.
CAAUCGGAGGAAGAAAUGCCGAGAACCAAAUGUGGGUUUUUCCAGUCAGAGGAAAAGAUUUGAUUGGAUAAGACACAACAGAAAUGUCCAAAAUGGCUGUUUGUGUGGCUGUCAUUGCUAAAGAGAAUUACCCAUUAUAUAUUAAAGCUGCAUCAGCCGACAGUGAGUUGAAGUUCUAUUACACAGUUCACACAUCUCUUGAUGUUAUUGAAGAGAAAGUGUCAUCCUCUGGUAAAAAUGCCAACGAGCUUCGGGAACUCUAUCUGGGAUUACUUUAUCCUACAGAAGACUACAAAGUAUACGGAUAUGUAACUAAUACUAAGAUCAAGUUUGUGAUUGUGGUAGAAUCAUCCAAUACGACCUUGCGUGAUAACGAAAUAAGAAGUAUGUUUCGGAAGUUACAUAAUGCCUAUGUAGAUAUGCUGUGUAAUCCGUUUUACAUUCCUGGUGAAAAUAUCACCUCGAAAACAUUUAACAACACUGUGAUAUCGAUGAUGCAAGAAUGAAGUACCAAGUUUGUGAUGUAUGUUAAAAUAGUGUAUCUGGAACAAGAUCAGGUUGUAGAAAAACAACUUCUACCCUUUAUAGUGAAACAGAUAUCCAGCAGUGAAAUACAUGUGUAAUCAAGUUUGGAAUAAUAAUGACAUAGUUUGACAUAAAGGGAGCUGAAGACGAACAAGACUACGAUAAAGAAGUUUUAAUGCUAUCUUCCAUCAACACUGACUUUUAACCAUAAUGAUGAUUUCUAAUUAUUUUUAAUUUCGUAACCUUUUCAUAUCUUUGCAUAUUAGCAAAGUGUCUACAUACUGUACAAGGCAUUGUGUCGUCACUAAAACAAGAUGUUGUUUUUCAGAAUAACUGUUUUCAUUUCAUUAAAAGUGCCACUGAAAAUUUCAAAUGGUUGAAGUACCCAGGUGGCCUGCAAAUAUUUCUUCACAAGUUCAGUACUGGUUACAUAAUUUGCCGUCAGAAAAGUCUGAACAUGAAUUAUCAAGGAAGUGCUAUAUAUUUGUAUGCUGUCGUUUUUUAUAAGUCUGUAUGUUACUGGUAUGUACAAAAUAUCUAUGUAUAUGUUGUGUAUAUGUAAUGUUAUCUACAAGACAAAAAGUGCAAUAAAUAACUUACUGGAA